This is a messenger RNA of Diachasma alloeum, 1901 nucleotides long. RefSeq lists its product as uncharacterized. The transcript has 2 exons. Gene Ontology annotation, molecular function: oxidoreductase activity. The record is from RefSeq and is a predicted model, not a curated record. The coding region runs from base 659 to 1816 and encodes 385 amino acids. Lineage: Eukaryota; Metazoa; Arthropoda; Insecta; Hymenoptera; Braconidae.
UAAAUGAGUUUUAAAGCAUAAUUAGGAAGCAUUUACUCCAUCACAAUGUUUUUAAACCAAAAAAUUAUUCACAAGUCUGAAAAAAGUAGUUUUCACAAGAAGUACUUCAACUAAAGCUGAUCCCUCGAUUUUCAAUGUUUUGCAUUGAAUGCAAAAUUUAUUUAUAAAAUUGAACGUUUGCGAUUGAAAAUUCAAAUUUACCGCCUGAUACCACAUUACUAUCUCUCACGUGAAACCUACAUUCGGGAGUGAAUGAACCUCUCCCCUCGCGAUCUCUUGCGCAAUCUCGAAAUCAAAUAGAUUACGUUACGUAUCAGACCCGAUGGAACUUGAAUAAUUACCACCGUUCAUUAUGACAGCAGAUUGGAAGCACUGCGACUUUUGGUACUUUGCUUUUUAUAAAGGGAAAGGAAAAGGAUAUGUAACCAGUCAAGAAUAACAACAACAAAAACAUUUAUUUGAUCGUGAGAAUUCCAAGUCCAGUGCGGUAGGUUCUAUUAAAGAGACAAGCCACGAGUGUGAUGAGCGAUGAAGGGGAAAUGUCUGAUAUUAUUCAACACUCAGCUGUUGGCCGCUGAGUCAGAAUAAUCUAGUGUCAGUAUUUGAAUCCUAUCGAAAGUGACAUUACGAGGCUGAAUCUAUCGUUUACGCGAUUCUCAUGUCGUACAACGCAAUGUUUCGCCGCGCGACGAGAAUGCGCCGUGCAUCAGGUGAUUCUUUCUGCAGAAUGCGAAGUGCUGGGGUCACUGGCCCUUUGAUAACCAAGGACGAGGUCGUUAGAUUUGUCGCCGAGUGUAUGCAGAGAGUAGGAACUGAUGGGAAUCACUCGAAAAUUGUUGCGCAUCAUCUCAUGACGGCUGACUAUCGGGGCCACUUCAGUCAUGGCAUGAAUAGAAUGCCGAUGUAUGUGAGGGAUAUCGAGAGCAAACGAACCGAUCCGCAUGGGGAACCCAAGAUCAUCAAUGAUUUUCAGGCAACAGCCCUGGUGGACGGUCAAAACGGUCUAGGCCAGGUGAUCGGAAAAUUCAGUAUGGAAUUAGCAAUUAAAAAGGCGAAAACCUUCGGUAUUGGCAUGGUUUCCGCACGUGGGUCGAACCACUACGGCAUUUGUGGUUACUAUAGCCUGAUGGCCACUGACGAAUGUUUAAUAGGCUUCACUUGCACUAAUACUAGUCCCUUGCUCGUGCCAACACGAUCGACAACAGCAUCACUGGGUACCAACCCCCUUUCUCUAGCGAUGAAAACUCAUGAUGCCAGGGAUGAAUUCGUGCUGGACAUGGCGACGACAGCCGUAGCCCUUGGGAAAAUCGAAGUGGCGGUCACCAAGGGUCAGGAAAUACCGGAGGGCUGGGCCUUGGGUAAAGACGGAAAAGUAACGAAAAACCCAGCUGAGGCUUAUGAAACGACGAAGCUCAUGCCUCUGGGAGGAAGCCAAGAGAAUUCUGGCUACAAGGGCUAUGGGUUGGCAACCAUGGUGGAGGUGCUCUGUGGCGUUCUCUCUGGCAGCCAUUUUGGAAAGAAUAUCAGGCGGUGGAAAGAGGACGAUCGCAUCGCCAAUCUUGGCCACUGUUUCAUGGCAAUUGAUCCAAAGGUUUUUGCUCCCGGGGCUGGGGAGAGGUUGGGGCAGCUCCUGGGUGAGCUGCGAGAGCUGCCAACGGCUGAUGGCGAUGAGGGAGUUCUUGUCGCUGGGGAUCCUGAGAGGAAGGCUAUGAGGAGGGUUGAUCAAGAGGGGGGGAUUCGGUAUCAUGAAAAUCAGAUCAAGAUUUGUGAUGGGGUUGCGAAAAAACUGGGGGUCACUCCUCUGCGAUCUGUUUAGAUAAAACUAUUGCAUGGAAAUCAAUUGAAAAUACCAUUCAAAUAUUCAUUACCAAUUUUGAAUUAAUAAAUUAUAAUUUCAAUUU